Molecule: messenger RNA, 8103 nt
Organism: Porites evermanni
Lineage: Eukaryota; Metazoa; Cnidaria; Anthozoa; Scleractinia; Poritidae
Source: the annotation of a GenBank genome assembly
UCAAGACAAAACACGACAAGAAACAAUUUUUUGUAUCCGAAAAAUUGAGAAUGAAGGACUUUUCCUCUAUCGAUUUCAAAGACAAUGUUCGAUUUGUUGUUAGACGUUAUCUGAAGACUAUUGGAAUCAAAGUACCAAAGCUGAAAGGACAGAAAAUUCAAGUAAGGGACGCGGUUUCACUGAUUCGUUGUAGAGAUAGUUAGCUUUAUGAACAAACGUUUAUCUUAAAUUUUAUGAUCUAAUUUGAUGUAUUGCUAGUUUUUCUACUUUAUAUUAACUGUUUAGUGUAUAAGCGAUUGCAGUCAUACAAAUUACGGCCAGUUUGCUUUAAAGAGCAUGAGGUUACAAUGCAUGCAAUGAACAGUGAAACUGACUUCAUCAUCCCACCUGAACCAACUGCUUUCCGCUGGCGUUAUUUCUGCCAUUAGCCAAAUUCAUCCCUGUUAUAACACCAUUUUUGACAAAUGCUCCUUUCAAUACAAACAGACUCACCUAUGGUUAGAAUCUAAUAUUGAAGAAAAAUAUGCCAUUCAUAAAGUCCAGACAUCCACAUUCACAAGUCGGACGUUUGUUGAAAUCGACAUUAAUUAACCUCCACUUGAGCUUGACUAACCACUUGCCCGUGUUGCUUCUUCAAUCGGAUGUGCAAAGCAAUCAAUGUACGCUGUAUGAUCAUGUCUUACACAAGGACGCAGAACAGUGGGUCAGUACAGUUACUUUUGUACGUAAAAAGGUCAUCGCCAUCGUGGUAACAAUUAUCUCUUCCAUGAUCAGGUUAAAUCAGAAGUAAAACUAUUUAGGUUAGCUUUCUGCUACGCCUAGGGUUUUACCCUGGUAUUUACAAGGUUGAGUAAUGAUUUAAUAAUGAUGCAACAGGAUGGGUGAGGAAAGAAGACGGCAAACCUUGUGUGACAAUCAGGACAAUAAUUUUGUUUGAUAAACUUUUUCGCCGAACUUCACCCUACUUUAAACAGGUCUUUAAAAAAAACAGAAAACAUUAACUUAAGUAAAGAUCACGAAAAAACACCUCAGUAAUGCGUUCUGCUGUCCUCUUCUUUCUGCCGUCCUGUUGCAUAAAUUCACUAUUGUUGAAAGGGAGGAGAGGAACUAUACACUGGCUUCUACUGUGUAACUUACAGUUGAUUACAGUUAAUUUAACACACUGUAACUGUUCCUUUUAGCCCUCUGUGGACAAUAAUAAAACUGGAGUAUUUGGUGUUUGCCUUGAAAAAGUGGAAUCGGUCAAUGUGGGAGAGGAUUUCUAUUGUAGUGUUCCCAAGUAAGUGUGCAACAUUAACAUUUUAAUAAUAGAAAAUGGACCUUUUAAACAAUGGGGUUCAUAGAAUAUUUUUCCCAAAUUUAUCUUAGAUUCUUGGUAGAUUCUGCAAGCUCUCUGCAACAACAUUUGGCAACAGAGGGCCUAUUUAGAAAAUCUGGAUCUAUUCAACGCCAAAAAAUACUUAAGGUAAGAAUCUCAAAAUAGACAUCUUUUUUCCCCAGCCAGGUUUUUAUUAUUUUUAUUUUGUUGGAUUUGACAAUAAAUUUGAUCACUUGGCAUUUAAUACUCACCUGACAAUCUAUUUCCGACAGCAAAAAGUAGAAGAUGGUGAAACACUCCAAAAUGCUCAGCCUCAUGAUGUCGCAAGCUUGAUAAAGCAGUUUUUCAGACAAUUACCAGAACCACUCCUUACCAAUCUGCUCCAUAACUGCUUCAUUAAAAGCCAACAUUUGGAAGACGAAGGCGAUCGGAUUGAGGCUGUUUUACAUCUUUGUCUGCUCCUUCCUGUACAUCAUCUCACCACUCUACAGUUUACAAUGAAAUUUCUAGCAAAAGUAGCGUCCUGUUCACAGCAGAGUAAAAUGGGAACAACAAACCUCGCGAUUGUUCUUACUCCCAACCUGAUACACAACACUAAGAAAGAAGGAAACAACGCUUCUGAAAAACAGCUCAAAGAGCAGACGUCAGUCAUUGACAUUCUCUUGAAGAAUGCCGAUAAAAUUGGUUUAGUGAGUGAGGAUAUCUAUGAACGUGCUAAAACAAUUGGAGAUGAUUUAGUUGAUGGCUUGACAUCAUCCAGUGAUGAACUUGACAGUGAUAAUAAUUUUAGAAGAGGAGGUAGAAGACAGUCAAGGCCUAGGACAAGGACUGGCUCACUUUCUGGUAUGCUUUUUGUGUAUAAAAAAUUAAUAAUUAAAUCAGACAGAAUAGAGUCAAAUUGUUGGCCAGAAUCAUCUAGGGUCCUGGGCCCUUGAGGUAAACUGUAAUGGCGUAACGUUAAGACCUUGGCCUUGUCUUAUUCGUCCUUCCUGAACAAUUCAAAGGGGAUCAAAAUGAAUGAACAUUCCUUUUUGAAAAGAGUAGGAUGUAGGAGGUGGACCAGGGGGGGAGGGGGGGUGGGGUAGAUCAGACCUCCAUGAUGUGAUCUAUCUCUGAUGGGGGGAGGGCACUAGUAACAGGCCUGGGCCUAGUUGUUCAGAGGCCAAUAUUAAUAAUAACCCGGGUUAAACUUUAAUCCAGGUUUCUUUUACUUUGUUUGAAAGCAUUUUUCGCGAUGAUUUUCUCUAUUCUUUUUAGAGAAUCCAAUCCUCAAAUUGUUGGCAAAAUGAAUAACACUGGAUUUUCUUUUAAAGCCUCGAAAUAUGAAUUGAAAGUUUGCACUAACCCCACGUUACAUGUAUCUUAACCCAUCUUUUAACAACCCAGCCCUGUGUAGUGUUAUAGUGGAACCUCGAUUUUAUGAAGUCCUUGGUAUAACGAAUGAUUCUCUUCACCCAGCAAUAGUAAAAUAUAUCGAAAAGCACCUUAAUAUAAUGAAACCUCGUUUGCCAGUCCCUUGGUUCCAUUGUAUUGGCAUCAUGCUGUUGUGGUUGCCCUAACCAACAGUUGGCAAAACUAAUAUUACAUAAUCAUACAAUGCAGGUGUUUACUUUUGUUUGCCGCAGGGUUUGUAUCCGGUUUAGGCCAAAGUCUUAGCAAGUUCAAAACCUCAUCCACCAAGACACCAGUUCAUCACAGACGUUCCAGGAGCGUGAAAGCAGAUCUCAUGCGAAAUAAAGAGAAAUACAUCCUUGAUGAUAACUGUGAAGUUAAAAAAGGUAAGAUGCAACGAUCUGUCCUUUCGUGGAGACGCUAAGAGAUAUGCUAGUCCUAUAAAGAAUACAGAUGCCACGUAAAGCACAUGAUCAACUUUGUCAUGGACAGUUGACUUGUUCCUUUCAACACUACACCGCAGUUCAUACAAAUAUCUCUGUCUGUAACAAGGACACCCAUGGGUGAAUGUAAUGCAUAGAAAACACUUGGCACUGUUUAUCUGGUGUUGGUAUUAACCAAUCAAUAGUAGAACACCCCUGAAAUGCAUACACGUACAGUUGGAGCUGCCUCUUUGGUGACUAUAAUAAUUAUUUAGAAUUGUUUCGAUUGUUGAUUAACGUGUUUUCAGGUAAUUAAUUUUGGAAGGCUAAGACAUGAAUGAAUUUCCCCUUGAAGUUUACAAUCAUGUAGUUUGUAUCUAUCAUUAUUAACACAUAAAUGUAUAUUAUUUUUUUGUUAUACAAUUCAGAUGACCUUGAGUUGGAGCAUUUUGUGGCUCGUAACAGUCAACGCAUGAGCCUGAGGUUGCAAAGCAAGCGCAGACCAGCGGAAAACAUGUUACCCCUUUCACCUGCUGUGAAAAGGUCACUACUUUUUGCAAGAUUAGUAUAGAUGGUUUUCACAGUGAUGUCAUCAAAUUGUUAAGUCAAAAUAGCGAGGUUUUAUGAAUUCUUAUUUACACUAGGUUGAAGAUAAACAAAAAGUAAAUUUCCAUAGCAUGAUUCAUUUUAAAAAAAACAGCAAUUUGAACUUCUGAGUUUUCAAAGUGCGUCUCACCAAAAUAGGGAUACUGUUUCGUCUCUCCUCUUGAUUUUCAUCAGUCUAACCAUUUCAAGCAUUAGAAGAUAUGUUUAUGCACACGUAUGCUAGUUCUUGAGUGAAAAGAAAGAGCUGUCUUAGAAACGGUGAACUCCAGAUGUUUUUGUUUAUUUUUGGCGGCCAUAUUGGUACACUAAAACGGUACACCAAUAUGGCAUCUACAUACAAUGCUCUACAAAGGUGCGUCAUUUCAGCAAACAACUCAGAAAUUGUGGGCCACAAAGACCUGAGACUUGGACAAAUUGUUUAUAUAUUAGUCUUUUAUAACAUUUCAUUUUCUUGGCUUCAUCCACUGGAUGGUUUCCAAUUUAUUUUUUUGUUACGUGACAGUGUAAACAAUCUUUUAUAACUUUAAUAUUAACAAGUUAUAUAUUAGAGAAAUUUGAGGUUUAACUGUAUCAAGUGCUAGUGUUGCAUUUUUAGAAUGAUUACCCUGUUCAUAGUAAUUUGUCUGGAUAGCCUUCCACACAGACGUUCUCAUGACUUCCUUGCCAUGGGGGGAGGAUGCGUAGCAAACUCAUACAAACGUUUAUGUGGGAGGCAGACUGACUUGGUACAUUAAACAUGUUUUCAGAGUUCGUGACAUGAAUAAAAAUUUCCUAUCAUAAACUUUUUCCAUGAUUAUACAAUAAUGUACUCCUCAAUAUUUUAUCUUCAGGAGAGCAAUGUUAAGUGAUAUGACCAACGCUCAAGGUAUCAGCCAUCCUCGUCUUGUGUCAGCAUCAACACAAAUGUUCACCACGCCCAUCAAACCUCUUAUGCCCUCAAAACCAUUGAAUCAAAUGGGUAAGAGUAAGAAGUUUAGUGAGCCUGCUUUGGGUGUAAUGUUUAAUCACUUAAUUCCUUAAUGUAUUGGCGAUGAAAGUGCUAGAGCAAUAUCUUACAGGUGCAUCAGACAGACACAAAUCUACAGCUGGUUAAAAUCAGUGCUAAGAGAAGAAGUGGUAAUUAAGGUGGCGCAAACCUAUUUAUACAUGUGUUGGCUAUGAUUUUGAAUCAUGUUUCUCGGCGGAACAAUUUCACUGAUUUCUAUGAUUUUUGGCAUCCUAAGUAAAGAAUGAUCAUUGGUGGAACUUAAGGAAAAUGUUGCUUAUUUUCUUGUAGUUUAAGUUCUAAAAACUUUUAAGACAUUGGCGUACAUUAAAAACCCCGUUUUUACAAAAAAUGUAAAUAACUUCAAAACCCUACAGCCGAUUUUUCUCUAACUUCAGAAAAUAAGCCUCAAAGCCCUGUAGAUUUACACUGUAUAUCUGUAAGUUUGAAGAAGUCAAUUGUGACCAUACAACUUGCUGCACAAAAUUCUGGUCAAAUUAACCUUAAAUUGCUUCGCUAACAUAUUUCUGAAAGUUGACAUACAAAUGGAGGAAGAGUGUCGACUGAUUAUCCCCUAUCUGCAUCUUGGUAUUCUUGCCCAUUGCUUCAUUCAAAGUUUCUGCAAACUUCAAGUAUAUGAUGAAAUUAUAGCUGGAGUCAAAUGUCCAUUAAAAUACCACUAUGAAAUAUACACAUGCCUUUUAGAGUAAAUAUAUACCAGUCAUGUAUUGUCAUUGUUCAACACUAAAGUUGCAUGACUUUCUUGCUUUUUCAGUUAAACCAGGUCAUAGCAGGAUUCUUCUGUCCAAUGAGACAGAGCUCGUCAAGGUAGUGGAUACUAGGUCCUAUGUGCCAUCUCCAGGCAACGAGAAUGUUUCACCCGGUGUAAUGUCGCCAGGGGACAGUGAAGUGUUUUGUUCAUCUUCUGCUGUCAACGUUGACAAGCACAGAGAUACUCACACACCACGCAGACGGGUCAGAAGAAGGUAUCUACUGCAUGUACUUGUUAAUUAAAGAACAAAAUGAAAAAUGCCUGCUUGUGGAAACUCAGUUUGUUACAGCAAAUUGACUGGUAAGACUGGCUUGGAUGAUAACCUUAAGCCGAUGCACCAUUCACACCAAAGCUUAAACAUGUUUAAAAGCUGUUUAGCUAAAUGCAGUUGGGAUUUGACUUCUUCAUAUAACUUGUCUACUGUAAAAGCCUAUGCUUGUGUCUUCCUUUAAUGGUUUUCAUCAUAGUUUAAUCAAACAUGUUUAGGCGGGAAUGGGGCACUAGUCAAACUUACAACUUGGCAAGCAGGUAUUUUCAGUCAUGCUCUCUCUAACAAGCUCAACAAAUCCCAUAAUUUCAGAAUUAUAAUACUAGCUUGUGACAUCACACGUUUGUAUUUUGAAACUACAACCUCUGUUGCAAUAAUAUAGUGUUUUUUCACAUGAUGUCAUGGCAGCCAUGGUAGCGGCUAACAGUGGCCUUGUUGGUGUCCCAAAUCAGUCUUGUGGGAGUUGAACUCUUUUCUUAUGCAAAUGCUUUCUUUUGUUCCAAUAAAUUUGCAUAGAUGCUAGCCAUGUGGGUGAAAACACUCUAUAACACUAUUGUUUAAGCAUUCUGAAAAAUGCUUAUACUAAUAUAGGUUGCUUAUAAAUUGUCCUUCUAAAUUCAUUUUUCAGACACUCAUCUGGGGCAACCACUUGCUUCUCCUCAUCUCCAAGGACAAGAUAUCAAGGCAGCUCUAAGACUACUGUAAGUUUUAGGGUGCAGUUGGCACUGUUUCCAGGGGCAAUUUGAUACAAAGCAAUAUAAGUAUGAUAGCUCUUGUUUCAAAGUUAAGAGACCAUAAAGUGAGACACUUUAUAAGUUUUUCUCUGUCAAUUUUCUAGAUAUCAAAGGAGUUGGAUCAAGGAAAACAGGACAACCAACAGUGCCACAGUCCAACCAUUGUGGCUUCCUCUGAUUCACUGGACAUCAGUCAUAUUUCAGUUGCUGCCCGCCCUUUGGAGCACACACCUCCAGCUCGUGUGAAAUAUUCUGGAGCAGCUCUGUUAAAGCCUACCAAUGAUCUAACACCAUGUAAAUUCCAUCGAGCUACUCCGCCAGCUACCCUACACAACAUUGAGCUUAAAGAGGUCUUAUCUCAGAAAAUCUGAAUGUGAUCUUAAAAGGCUUAAACCCUUAGACAUCUUUAGCCAAGACUCAAACAAUGGAAAAGCACCUAUUUUAAAGAAUAAAGAGAACCAAAGGAAACUAAUAAUCAGUAGCCAAGCUUAUGUUUGAAUAAUCACGGCACAUUCACUUGUACAAUGAUGUAAAAGUUAAUGAACCAUACUACAGGAAAAUACUGCAUAGUAGCUUUCAUUUGAAUGGACACACGUUCAAGGGUCUCACCCACAGACCCAAAAGUUGGAACAUAAUAAUCAGUUCAACAGGAAAAAUCUGCUCCGCAGCUUUCAUAUGAAUGGUUACACUACAGGAUUUUUUUCCACAGACUCAAAAGUUAGAACCACCUUGUAAGUACAGCAUAAUAACUAGUACAACAGGAAAGAUCUGCUCUGCAGCUUUCAUUUGAAUGGUUACAAAAUGCAGGAUUUUUUUCAUUGAUUCAAGCAUUUACACACUGUAUAACCAACAUGGAAAGCAUCAUUGAUCAUAGAUGCAAUACAAAAGUACAUGUACCGCAUGAAUGUUUUGCUCAAUGACUUUCACUUAAACACAAGUAAUCACACCUUGUACAACAUGAUAGACAGUGAUUAGCCACAGGAAAGAACUGCACAACUCCGUUUUCAUUAGAACGGCCAAAAAUUAUUAUUGCUUAAUCUGACCAUAGUUUAUGUCUCUUAGAUUAGGAGGAGGUGUUUUGGGUACCUACAAUUUGCUACAAACUAAACACUUUUGAAAGUCCUAUUAAAACCUUGUAGACAUGAGGGCCUUGUUUUAAGUCCGUUAUGUUUGUAUGUUGAGUUCUAAAUAUAAUGAUUAAUGAUUAGACUUCACCUUAUUUCAGUCAAGUGCUGUAACAUCAUAAAUUUUAGGUGCUCAUGUCAGCAUUGAUUAGAGGAGUUUAAUUUCAAAACGGACACUUUUUUCAAGACACAUAUUAAAUUUUUUUGAGAACCAUAAUUCUACCCUACGAUAACAUGGUAAGCUAAGCAUUAUGAUAAUUUAUUUUCAUGAACAUAAGACAAUAUUAUUUGUUGUUAAAAUAAUAGAGAUCUGGCAGAUUUCAAAAGAUAUUGCUGUUCCAAUUUAGUUGCCCCUUGUAAUACAAUAAAUUUGAUGAAUAGUUAAAACCCUUAUGCAUUGGAGUGUCAAAAUUUAAUGUACUUAAAAAGAUCAAGUUUUUGAUGCUUUGUUUACUGGCAAGUUCACUGUAGUUCAAUAAUGG